This is a messenger RNA of Medioppia subpectinata, 1483 nucleotides long. The record is from the annotation of a GenBank genome assembly. NCBI's taxonomy places the organism in Eukaryota, Metazoa, Arthropoda, Arachnida, Sarcoptiformes, Oppiidae.
GCCAUCUGUCGGCCAUUGGAGUCAAUACUUAUUGUCGUUACAAUUGUUUCGCCAUUUAUUGUCUCCUAUUAUUUGGACAACAGAUCCUCUCUUCUCAAUCACUUACCACUCGUUUCUUGCAUUUUGACAUUCAUUAGCGACACUCUCUUCGCUACAACAGUAAUGUCGGCCACCGAACAGAUGAGACAGAUGUUGGAUCAGCUGAUGGGCACCGCCAGAGAGGGAGAUGAGUCCAAACAUCGGUAUCACUUCACUGACCAUCGGGUGUGCAAAAGCUUUCUGUUGGACUGUUGUCCGCACGACAUCCUGGCCUCGACGAGAAUGGACCUAGGUGAAUGCAACCGUUACCACGAUCUGGCGCUUAGGGCCGACUACGAGAAAGCGGCCAAAACCAAGGACUACGGCUAUGAUGUGGACGCGUUUCAACACUUGGAGUCAUUCGUUGCCGACGCCGACAAGAAGACAGAGGCCGCCAAAAAACGAUUGGCCGAAACUCAAGAGGAAUUGAGCGCCGAAGUGGGCACUAAAUUGAAUAAAGUGCACGAAUUGGCCGAAGGAAUCGGUAAAAAGUUGGCCGCAGCCGAAGCGGCCGGCGCUGAAGGCAAUGUCGAAGAAUCGCUUAAAUUAAUGGAAGAGAUCGAGAAGAUUAAGAAAGAGAAAAGCGGAGCGGAAGUGGAGUACAGGAACUCAAUGCCGGCCUCCAGUUAUCAACAGCAGAAACUCCGCGUUUGUGAGGUUUGUUCCGCUUAUUUGGGAAUUCACGACAACGACAGACGUCUGGCCGACCAUUUCGGCGGGAAAUUGCAUUUGGGAUUCAUUACGAUUCGCGAAAGACUCGAGGAAUUGAGACAAACUGUAAGCGAAAAGAAAAAUCGCGGCGCUAUUGAAGAGAGGGAGGAAUACGGAGGUAAUCGAUACGGCAAUCGGAACCGAGAGCGCGAGCGAUACGACGAUAGACGCGAUCGGCGUCCGGCCGAACGGCGAAGGAGUCGCUCGAGAUCUCGGGAUCGGAAUCAGGACCGCAAUCCAGACCGGAAUCAAGAGCGCAGUCAAGACCGCAAUCCGGAUCGCAAUCCCGAUCGCAAUCCCGAUCGCAAUCAGGACCGCAACCAAAACAGCAGUCAAAGGAGACGUCGAUCGCGGUCUCGAUCACCGGGACAUCACUCAAGACAGCGCUCGAGAUCACGAUCUCGUGACAGAAGAGAUAGAAACGAUAGAAAUCGUGACAUUAGGACAUCGACUGAACGAUAAAUGAAUUUCACUAAUUGUCUGCAAAACGAUUUCCCGAUUUGUGAAUUGAAAGCUUAUGAUAAUUAUACCGUAAUAUCAUUUUCUCAUAUUAUAAAAAUAUUGACGAUUUUUAUAAUAACUUAUUUUAAAAAUUGUUUUAUUUUUUGUCCGAAGAACGAAAUUUUUUGUAUUUAAAUUCAUUUUAGAAAUUAAUUAAAUAAAAACAAGACUCGAAUUUUCAAACGUUAAAAUA